UCUCAAGUUAGCGUAUUCGUAAUGCGAAACUCAGAAGAAAACAAGGUCGAAAGGCGGGAGCAUUUUCCCAGAUUGGCUGAACGAGUUUAUGUAUCUUUCUGUUCGUCCUUCUAUUUUCAUUUUGAUUUGAUUCCUGUUUCCGUUUUAGUCCUGUACUUUCUUGUUGGUUGCAGGGUUCAAAUUUGCCCCAGAAGCUAACCAAAGCAGAGAAAUUCACUGACCCAUUCAAAGUCUAGCACUCUCAUUUUGCAUGGAAAUUUCCUUCUUGUGCUUGACCCAUCCUAUAAGAAUAACAAGGUAUCAUGCUACCUCGAAAAUCAAAACAGCUAAACACGGGGUCAGAAAUUGUCAGCACUUUUGCUCUGCGUGUUUCAGCUUUGAUUUUAAUGCUCAGAGUUAGAGCUCUGAACCUUUAUAAUUCUUGCCUUUUGGCAAAGUCUAACUCAUUUCUCUCAUCUUCCUCUGUCCCAAAGAGAACUCUUCUUGGUUCCCUUUACCGAUCCUUCCUAGAAGGUAACAACAUAAGCAACUGUUUGAUCCCAAGGGCUUACAUGUCGCCUUCCGCAGCUAUGGAGGUAAUACAAGAUAGAGGACUUAAUGCCAAGGAGGAUAGCUAUGGAGGAGUUACAGUUAACGUGGAGGAGCCAAUGGAUUCCAUGGUCUUUGCUUCUCUGCUAAAAUUAUCAAUGUCAAAUUGGCGGAAACAGGGAAAGAAGGGAGUGUGGAUCAAGCUGCCGAUAGGACACGCAAAUCUAGUUGAACCUGCGGUGAAGGCUGGAUUUAGGUACCACCAUGCUGAACCGGAUUACUUGAUGCUUGUGCAUUGGAUUCCCAACACUGCUGAUACUCUUCCUGCAAAUGCUUCACAUCGUGUGGGGAUUGGUGCAUUUGUCAUAAAUGACAAUAGAGAGGUGCUUGUGGUUCAGGAGAGCAAUGGUUAUUUUAAAGGUAAAGGUGUAUGGAAGUUACCUACUGGGACUGUUGAGGAGGGUGAGGAUAUUGCUGCUGCUGCCGUUAGAGAAGUUAAAGAAGAAACAGCGAUAGAGACAGAAUUUGUUGAAGUUUUGGCUUUCAGGCAAAGCCAUAAGUCUUUCUUCCAGAAAUCAGAUUUGUUCUUUGUUUGCAUGCUGCGACCACGUUCCUUUGAUAUUCAGACUCAGACCUCUGAAAUUGCAGCAGCUCAGUGGAUGCCAGUUGAGGAAUAUGCAGCCCAACCCUUUGUGAAACAAAACUCAGGCUUUGACUCAGUUGCGAAAAUAUGCUUAGAGAAGUUGGAUAGGAACUACACUGGCUUCUCUCCUCUGCCUACAGUGUCAUCUUCUGGCAAAAAAACCUGCCUGUAUUUCAACAGACACAGUGCUGACCACUUGUUUGCUUCCGAAAAUCACCAAGCUUGACUUGUAAUUGCUAGUACUAUGACCAUGAGACCUUCAUGGAUUAUUAAGUUCUUGCUUGCAUUAUAUAGCUAUCUAUACCUUCCUAAGUUUCCUCAUCCUGUUUCAUUUUCUUUCUGUAACCGUCUAAGAAUGGACGCAGUUUACUUGUGGUUCUGUUAUUUGAUUUGUGCACAUGUAAUUCUUUCUCAUUUUAGUGACCAAGUGUGUUAGAUUGGUUUCAUUUUAUACACUUUCAAUUCUUCAAUAUUUAUAUAAAAUUUACAUUAUAUAUGCUUUUCCA
Molecule: messenger RNA, 1677 nt
Organism: Prosopis cineraria
Lineage: Eukaryota; Viridiplantae; Streptophyta; Magnoliopsida; Fabales; Fabaceae
Product: nudix hydrolase 7-like
Exons: 9
Coding region: 303-1397 (364 amino acids)
Molecular function (GO): NADH pyrophosphatase activity; ADP-ribose diphosphatase activity; NAD binding
Source: RefSeq, a predicted model, not a curated record